GUGUGAGCCAACCUUGUUAGUAUGCUUGUCAGUGUGCGUGAGUUUGUGUGUGUCUGUGUGUGUGUCUCGACAAAGGCUCCAUCCAACCAGACUGCAGAGGGCUGCUUGUUCCCACAGACCCUCACAGAGCCUCAGAGCUCCAGGACUUCUAGUGUCUCCGCCGUCUCCACCGACCCAGCCGCCUGACGCAGACUCAGACCCUCACCCUGCCCCUCCUCCUCCUCCAGGAGCUCUUGCUCGGCUACUGAUGGACAGGACGAGCAGAGCCCGGUUUUAAAGUGGGAAACUUCAGGGGAGUAUUGGCAGUCUGGAAGUGUGAGGAGAGGAGAAGAGAGCUCCUUCUACAAACGUCUUCUUUUGGAAGCUCAGAAGUCUUUUAACCGUUUCCCUGGAAUUGUCUUUUCGUGGUUUUGAACCUGCGGCUCACUGAAAGGCUUUUGAGACUCUCCUUUUCAUCCGGUCGCUUUUUGUUCAUCCUGACUUUUCGGAGACAGAACCAGAAUCCUCCCUGAGAAUCUCUCAGUGUGAAGCCUCCACUUCUCGGUCUGAAUCCUCCACCUCUCGGUCUGAAUUCUCCACUUCUCAGUGUGAAGCCUCCACCUCUCCGUCUGAAUCCUCCACCUCUCGGUCUGAAUUCUCCACCUCUCAGUGUGAAGCCUCCACCUCUCGGUCUGAAUCCUCCACUUCUCAGUGUAAAGCCUCCACCUCUCCGUCUGAAGAACCCACCAUGGUGCCGCCCGUCGCCCUGUGGCUGUGCAUCAGCCUGGUGCUGAUCUUCACAGAGGCCGGGAGUACCGAGCGAUCGGAGGAGCCGUCCUCCCUCAUCCAGUUGGAGCGCCUCUGGAUCGGGACGGAGGAGGGCCGGCCCAUCCCCGACGUGCUGGACCUGGACCAGGCCCGCCGUAGCCACAACCGCCGCCCGGCCCGCGGUGCCGAGGAGGACGAGCAGCAGUCCACCUUUGGCCAGUCCUUCGAGAACGACUCGGUGACACCGCCACAGGCCACAGAGUUUGCCAACGGGACGAAUGUCGGGGCCGGAAACGCCUCCGAUUCGGGCGCUGACCCACCCGAUCACCCGGGACUCUUCAACCCCUUUUACCCGCUGGCAGACAGCUCGUACUCGGCCUACGCGGUGCUUUUCCUGGCUGGCCUGGUGCUGGCGGUAGGCGUGGUGGGAAACAUGGCCGUCAUGUGCGUGGUGUGGAACAACUAUUACAUGAGGUCUGCCUGGAACUACCUGCUGGCCAGCAUGGCAUUCUGGGACUUCCUUGUCCUGGUGCUCUGCCUCCCUGUGGUGGUCCUCAACCAGCUUUCCCACAGGAGGAUCCUGGGCGACAUUACCUGCCGUAUGGUGCCCUACAUGGAGGCAGUGUCUCUGGGCAUCACCUCCUUCACGCUGUGCGCUCUCGGCAUUGACCGCUUCCUCGCCGCCACCUCCACCUCCACCUCCCCACUGAAGGCCCGGCGGGUGGAGCGCUGUGGCGCCGUGCUGCUGAAGCUGCUGCUGGUGUGGAUCUCCUCGCUGACACUGUCCAGCCCAGAGAUCUUCCUGUGGCAGCCGAACCGCUCUGUCUCCCCGUCCACAGGCCGGCUGGUUGAUUCCUGCACAGUCACCCCCUCGUCCCCCCUGUCACUCUACCUGCCCGACUCCCUGCACUCCCUGCUGCUCAGGUAUCACCAGGGUCGGAUGUGGUGGUGCUUUGGCUGCUACUUCUGCCUCCCCAUCCUCUUCACCGUGCUCUGCCAAAUGGCCACGCGCAACGUCAACAGUGACUCAAGCUCCGCCCAGAAGCAGCGCGGCCACGACGACCGCACAUCCUCCAAUCAGAAGCGGCACCAGGUGGUAGAGCGCCAGCUGAACUGCACGCUGCUGGCGCUGGCGGUGGUGUACGGCAUCUGUGCAUUGCCCGAGCACGUGUGCAACAUCACGGUGGCCUACGCGCGCAUCGCCGUCUCCAAGGACACCGCUGCCAUGCUGGCGCUGCUGCAUCACUUCCUGUUAUUCUUCAAGUCCUCAGUGACCCCCGUGCUGCUGCUGUGUCUGUGUAAGGCCCUCGGUCAAGCCUUCAUGGACUGCUGCUGUUGCUGCUGUCAGGAGUGUCAGCCAACCAGCGCCCAGGACUCGCCAACCUCUGCCCAGGUCAAACUGAACGCAGUCACUGAGACAUCCAUCUAUUUUGACAAGGCUAAAGACACGUCCGCCAUCUUGUCCGUCUCUAGCUAGAGCCCACUCACUCAUUUUCCAUCAAUCAAUUUUUACGGUUCCUCUUCCAUGUUUAACCUUCCAGUUUCCUCUCUCCUCUACAAACACCUCUUCUCCAUCUUUCCAGAGUUUCCAUGUGUAUGAUAUUCCUCUACGGACACAGUGAUUCUCUCUCCAGCUUACUGGACGCACAGAAUGUGACGUUUAAUCAGUAGUAAUGGUAGAUAAGUUGCUGUACAACCAGCUGUUUCAGGAUUUGCCGAACAGACUCUUCCUGCUAUAAUAAUGUUUGAUGUAAAGUGCUUUUUCAGUCAGUCCGAAGCUAAAUUUUUUACCUGUUUGAUGAGGAAGUUAGUGACACCGUUUAAACCAGGCUAAGAAGAGCGUUAGCACUUAUUUCUAACACUAGCAGUGUGAAAGUUAUAUUGCUGUUUUCCUAAUGCACGGUGGAACUAGCUAGCUUGCUAACUAGCGAACUGUACGCCAAUUAGCUAGCUUGUUUGUCCUUCGGAGCAAUGGGGGGUGUGGUGGAGGGACAUUUGGACGAGGCGCUUCUGCUGCCUAUUUUUUGGCUAAUUUCCUGUAAUCAUUGUAGCAUCAAAACAGGGUGGAGCUAAAUAGCUAACUAGUGCACAGCUGCCUAGGUAUCUAGAUAGUGUACAGCUAGCUAAUUGGCUAGCUAGUCCCACUAUGCUUUGAUGCUACACUGACACCCCAAUCCUUCUCCAGAGCCACGGGGAGUGAGAUGGAGGGACAGUUAGACUUAGCCCUGCUGCUAGCUAGCUAACUAUCCAGCUAUUCACUAGCUAAUGAGCCAGCUGAAUGCUAGCCGCUAUCUUGGGAACUCCAACAUGCUUUAAUGCCACUAGUUACGCAGGGUCGCUGAAGCAUUAAGUAGGCUCACUAAACUUUGGAUCAUGACUUCUUGUAACAGUCUUGACUUGGUGAAUGUUUUCUAAAAGGUAAGAAGUGAAGGAAAGAAGGAGAGAAGCAUUGUUAAAAGGACUCAGACCUUCUCAGCCUCUUUGUACAGGAAGUGAAACAAGCGGAACUUGUAUUAAUAUUUUUUAGUACAGCAGUUUUCACUCAGACUGUCAGAAUCAAACCACUAGAGCAGAUUAGUGAAUCACUAAUUACAUCUUUUUGUGAAGGCAAAUGAGAUCAUGUUUUGUCACAAGAUUGUUUAUGUCUUUGUAUGUUCAGCGACAUGAUGUUAAAACCAUAUGAAUGUUGUCAGAGCCUUUGUGCCUCCUCAAAGUAUUAUUGUGUAGAGAUGAAACAUCUUUGAUGGAAAAGCUCAUUUAAUGCUUAGUUCGUUUCCAGUUGCCUUGGAAAUAAAAACAACAAAACAAAUAAUAACAAGUUUGAAUACGUGAAACCUUUUACAAAAGUAAGUUCAAAUUUGAAAUUUUCUUUAUUCAUCAUAAUCACAAAUAAACAUUAUUAUUCCUCCCUUUGGUUUCAUUCAACUAUAAAUGGUGAAUAUAUAAGUGUCCAAUUAUGUGGCCAAGCUUUUACAUUUUUUUUUUCAAACAAUAACUGAACAAAAGAAAGGAGACAUAUUGACAUAUCCUAUUGUUUUGUUAGCGAUUAUUAUGAAGUUCACAUUAAGGCCACUUUUUCAUAAAUCUUUAAUAAAGGGACAGUCCAGACAAACACACUAACCUUUGUCUUUUUCUGUGCACAUUUGUGAAUGAGAUUCUACAGAGAAAUAAAUGCUUUUUACUUG
Pungitius pungitius (ninespine stickleback) is the source of this 3932-nucleotide messenger RNA. RefSeq names its product G protein-coupled receptor 37 like 1b (gene gpr37l1b). The transcript is spliced from 4 exons. Gene Ontology annotation, cellular component: plasma membrane; signaling receptor complex. Bases 728 to 2224 code for a protein of 498 amino acids. Gene Ontology annotation, biological process: positive regulation of MAPK cascade; adenylate cyclase-inhibiting G protein-coupled receptor signaling pathway. Gene Ontology annotation, molecular function: G protein-coupled peptide receptor activity. Lineage: Eukaryota; Metazoa; Chordata; Actinopteri; Perciformes; Gasterosteidae. The record is from RefSeq and is a predicted model, not a curated record.